AUGACCAACAAGGACAGCGAAGCCCAGCAUAUUGAGGAGGCCGGUGAUAAACCUCACUUUGCCGUCUCGAAUGAGGGCGAGAAAGGGGUUAGUGUCCAGCAGUGGACCGAGGAGGAGGAGAAAGCGCUGGUGAGAGCCAUCGAUUGGCGCGUUUUCCCGAUGCUAUGCAUCGUCUUCGCGCUGUCGUUACUGGACCGAACGAACAUAUCUGCAGCAUACAUUGCUGGUCUUGGAGAGGACAUUCAGCUAUUACAAGGGUCAAGGUAUAACAUUGCGCUGUUGGUAUUUUUCAUUGGAUACGGCUUAUUUGAGAUUCCAUCGAACCUUGUUAUUCGACGCGUUGGUGCCAGAAUCUGGCUCAGCUUCCUGAUUACAUCCUGGGGAGCCUGCGUUCUGGGAAUGGGGUUCGUUCGGAGCUGGACCACUUUGACUGUGUGUCGUGCGCUACUUGGUAUCUUCGAGGCUGGAUUGUUCCCGGGUGCGGUCUUUAUUAUCGGUUCGUGGUACCGGCAAUAUGAAACGGCCACUAGGGUCUCGCUGUUCUACAUGGCGGCACUAACAGCUUCUGGUUUCGGACCGAUCCUUGCUUACGCAUUCUCUCUGAUACGAGUUGGGGAUGGAAUAUAUGCGCAAGGUUGGCGUUGGAUAUUCAUAAUUGAGGGAAUCGCAACGAUUGUGGCCGGCAUUGCCGCUGCAUUCUUCCUUGUGCAGUUCCCUGACAAGGCAAGCUGGUUAAAACCACGACAAAAAGAGAUUGCGAUUGCUCGCCUGUCUAUUGACAAACAGUCAAGAGAGUACAAACAUCCCUCGCUGAAGGAGGCAUUUGUGAUGAUGCGGGAUUGGAAGUUGAUUGUUUAUUCUAUACAAUACUUUAUCGCAGCGUCAGGCGUAUACUCUAUCGCCUACUUCCAGCCCAUAAUCCUCCGAGACGGAAUGGGGUUUAGCUAUGCCCUAUCCCAGAUACUGUCAUCCCCGCCCUAUAUAUUCGCCAUUAUCAUGUCCCUACUCAUGGCCUGGCUUUCGGAUAAGUAUAAAAUCCGCUGGCUGGUCCUCGUCAUCCAAGCCCUUUUCGCGGUCGUUGGACUUCUGAUCACUCUGUACUGCCGCCCACCCGGCGUACGUUAUUUCGGGUUGUUCUUCGCUGUCUUCGGGACACAGGCAAACGUACCGAGCACGCUAUCCUAUGGACAGAGCCAGGUUGCCACAGUGGAGAAACGGGGUGUUAUUGCAGCUGCUAUGAUUUCUGUUGGGGCUGCCGGUGGAAUUACGGGGUCAACAAUUUUCAGGACCCAGGACGCUCCGACAUACCUCCCUGGUAUGUGGGCUACGAUUGCGAUGCAGAUGCUGUAUAUACUUGUUACCCUGGGAUUCUCGUUCUACCUUAACCGACAGAACCGUCUUGUGGAAGAAGGGAAACGGGAUGCGUUGGAGGGCGUGGAAGGAUUUCGGUAUGCUCCGUGA
Messenger RNA from Penicillium vulpinum, 1461 nucleotides. RefSeq lists its product as uncharacterized. The coding region runs from base 1 to 1461 and encodes 486 amino acids. The transcript is spliced from 8 exons. Gene Ontology annotation, molecular function: transmembrane transporter activity. The record is from RefSeq and is a predicted model, not a curated record. Gene Ontology annotation, cellular component: membrane. Lineage: Eukaryota; Fungi; Ascomycota; Eurotiomycetes; Eurotiales; Aspergillaceae. Gene Ontology annotation, biological process: transmembrane transport.